This is a messenger RNA of Anisakis simplex (herring worm), 627 nucleotides long. The record is from the annotation of a GenBank genome assembly. NCBI's taxonomy places the organism in Eukaryota, Metazoa, Nematoda, Chromadorea, Rhabditida, Anisakidae.
AUGGAAGAAGUUUGUCUGACGCAUUUGAAUAAAAAUGUAUCGCCAUUAGGCAAUGUCACCGUUGAACUGCCGGAAACGAUCUGUGAAAUUUGUGUUUGUGGAAAGAAGGUUUUAUUUUAUUUAACUGGAGGAUUGUUCGCACUAUAUGAAUUUGUUGACGAUGGAAAACUGACACAACGAGAGGUGUUCAGUGGAAAUGAUGUUGGUUAUUUAUCGCCGCAUAGUGAGGUGCCCGUAUUUUGUUUGACUUAUGAUGGUGAGAAUCAUUUUAGCGCAUUAAGUGCAUAUCCUGAGUAUAGACUGAUAUCUGUCGAAAUGGCUUCGGAUGGGUUGAAGAGCAAAGACGUAUGUGAAGCAUCGCAAGCGUUGUGUUAUCAGAUACCGACAUCUGCGAAUGGUAUUUUGAUGGAAGCAAUAAGUGGAGAGUGGAUUCAUGUGAAGGAUUUUGAAGAAUUUGGCGAUGAAAUGGUUCAUUUCAUUGACUUUGAACGUCUUUAUAACACGAAAAUUUUCGAUUGCCAAUAUAAUAAAGAGCUGGUUCGUUGGUUUCUUUGUUUGUUUUUGAGUGUUUUCACUUAUUCUUCUUUGCUUAUUCAUUUGUGUAGCUGUGAAAAUUGUAUUAUUUGA